Trypanosoma brucei brucei TREU927 is the source of this 1620-nucleotide messenger RNA. RefSeq lists its product as hypothetical. The record is from RefSeq and is a predicted model, not a curated record. NCBI's taxonomy places the organism in Eukaryota, Euglenozoa, Kinetoplastea, Trypanosomatida, Trypanosomatidae. The transcript has a single exon. The coding region runs from base 1 to 1620 and encodes 539 amino acids.
AUGAGCACCAACGGCGGCGUUGAAUGUUCGAAUGCCUACAUUACAGAGGGCGUUAAGCUAUCCCCAAUUUCGUCGGAGAAAGCUGAGAACACUCAAAACAACGACGGUGUGACACUUCUGCAACCGUCGUGGUUCCCGAGAGAGGAGCUGAAGGAAGCAGUGAAUGGAAGCACACAAGCCAAUCCUUUGAAAGGACCUUCGCCGACCGACCAGCCGCCACCCCCGCAAGUUCUAAGUCCGGCGCAACCACAGUCGAGAAAUGCACCAGCGUCCCUGUCUGAGUCUGUCAGGAGGUUACAUGAACGCUUUCGCAAUACUUCAUGGCUUGAAAUGAUAUGCAUCUUCGUUAUUAUUACUGUUGUUAUAGUCGGGCACUUCAUUGAAAUUAUUAGCAUCAAAUACUGGCAUUCGAAAUUUCCAAAUGGUAAAACGCCGGGAACACUAGCAACGUUGGUACUUCCAUCGAUACUAUUGGCUGCGUUCAUGGUGACUGUAAUGUUGCUCUUUAUCUUUUUCACAACUCCGUCGCUUCGAUUUGCGUUUUGCUGCCAGUCCCUCGUCAUGCUCUUCCGCAUUGGAUGCAUAGAUGCGAUACAGAGCGGAGUCGGUGUAUACUCCGUUAUUAAGACACCGAAUGCGCUCGCCGCGCUGGUAAAACCCGCAGCCCCGUUAUUCGCAACCCUCUUUACGAAGAUGUUCCUUAAAGACAAAAGGUCAUACGGUAGCCCAUGGCUUCUCAUUUCACUUGCGUUCGUUAUCGCUGGAAUCCUUGUGGCCUCAAUUUUUGACCUGAAGCAUGGAUUCAACAAGAUUGGAAAGAACUCUUGGUGGGCAAGCAUCUACUUGGUUGCAGUAGCGUUGAGUUCGUUGGUGAACGCGAUGCAGGCGGUUUAUAUGUUAAAAUUUACAUACGACCCAAAAUUCGACGAAUUGUACAAGAUUCGCGCUCGAGGGGGAACUGCGGUACCUUCAAUGGGCUCCCAAUCUACCUUGUUGAGUGCCCAAAACGUGUUGGCCCUCGGGGUUGGUAACGGAAACCACCAACUUGCCGUCGAGAUGGGCAAUAUUCCGGCGGCACAGGAACCUGAGGACGUCGCGCGUACUGCGCUUAAGCGUUUACGACAGGGAAGGGGAACAAGCGUGAAAAUUGUCAUGCUAACCAUAAUGUUAUUGUUCCGCUUUGCUGGAACUUUAGCAUUUCUUCCACUCGAUGGGGUAAAACCGUGGGGCGAGAGCAACAGCAUUGGCGAUGCUUGGAACAACCUCAUUGCUGGUGGGAGGUGCGUCGCUACGUGUGAUAACAAUUUACCCCCAUUUGUCAUGUACACUUCAGGUGUUCUCCUCAGUUACGUUGGAUCAGCAUACCUCAAUCAGUAUAGUGUGACUAUGUGUUCUAUCAUAAAGCAAAUUGCAUGGCCGUUAGCCGCCCUGAUACUUGUUUUUGUCCCCAGGUGGAGUAUCGAUCCCGUGGUGACGCCUUGGUAUUUCAGCCUCGUGUCUAUUUUCAUCCUUUUGUUGGCUGUCCUCUUGUAUAUGUUUUGGGAAUGCAGCACUGGUGAUGAGAAAGAUAAGAAUGAACGCCAGUUGAAGGAACGAAUGAUGUAUCACUUAGCGAAGUGA